AUGCAAAAGAGUGAUUAAAUGUAUGAUGUAAUGAAAAUGGACAAAUUGUAUAUUGGCAUACGUGCUGAAGUUAAAUCGUAUAUGGAAAGAAGAACACCAAAUCUUCCUCAUAUUAUUGCAAGUAUAUAAUGGAAAAAGUAAGUUAAUUUAAAAUAUUGUUAGCAUGAACGAAUUUAAAUAGUUGUGUAUCCUUCUACAAAGAGAAUAUUUAGAGAUGAUCAAUAUAUAGAGGUAGGAGGCUUCGUUUAAGAAGAUUUAUCAAUAUGCAAAGCAAUAAUUUGUAUAAAAGAAAUCCUGCUAGAAAAAUAUAUUGAAGGAAUGA
Messenger RNA from Paramecium sonneborni, 322 nucleotides. NCBI's taxonomy places the organism in Eukaryota, Ciliophora, Oligohymenophorea, Peniculida, Parameciidae. The record is from the annotation of a GenBank genome assembly.